Lymnaea stagnalis (great pond snail) is the source of this 19315-nucleotide messenger RNA. The record is from the annotation of a GenBank genome assembly. NCBI's taxonomy places the organism in Eukaryota, Metazoa, Mollusca, Gastropoda, Lymnaeidae.
ACAUGACAUUCCGUCAAAAUGGCGCAGGAUGUUCAACAACAAUUUUUAAAGUUACGUUUUGUCCAUCGCUGAUAAAAACAUGAGUUUACUUAAUAAAAGUGCCGAAAAGACGGAAACAUAAUUGUGAUCAUUUAUGAUAAUUCUAAAAGUUUGAAUUCUAUUUGAAAUGAUAAGAUGAAUAAUCGGUAUUUUCAGUUGGAUUAUCUGUAUUCAAGUCCAAGAUACGCAGCAGUAAACAAUGGAACAAUUAUUAGAAGUGAGUGGGCUAUUACUAUUAUGCACUAUUAGGCCCAUGCCUAUUUAUUAAAUUUAUGUAGCCUAUAAAGUUAUAAUCAUAUAUACGAUCUAUAAAGCUUAAGGCUAGAAAUUGAUUAACAUUUGACUUUAUGGCUAAUUUUUUCCAAGGAAAGUUUAUGGAAUGAAAGGUAUCAGAAAUAAUGAAUCAUUUCAUACUCAUUUCAUAGUAUGAAUUUACAUUUACCAACGGCACUAAAUCAAAAUCUCAACUUACUACUUACUAUCUACACUCUACUUCUACACUUCAAACUUCUCUACUACCCCACCCAAGCCCACUGUGUGACCACCAUCACAGUGUGGAGUAUUAUAAAAAUUAGCAUUGUAGGCCUUUACUAUUACACAUUGUCCUAGAGCUAUCAAUAAUAUAUAAAUAUAGAUCCUCACACUCAGUAACAGCAUUCAGUCUCUACUAUCUAUACUUGAACUUGUCUACUAAUUCACUUUCACUCACAGUUAAUAAGUAUUAUUAUUAUAAAAAGUAGGCCUACUUACUACUAUUUUCACCUAGUAGUAGUAGUCUUAGUCUUAGACUUAGAAGAGCUUUCAAUAAUUAAUAAUAAUAGGUACCCAGUACACAUGCCCUUUGUCGUACAGCAGGUAAAUGAUGGAUUGUAAAGUUGUCAACUGUGUCACUGACAGUGAUAGUAUCAGAACAAAAAUGCUAAAUCUUUUGGCCCUGCAAAUUGCAGUAUACCACAAUACUGCCAAUACAUUGGCUUGAGACAACAAAUCUGACCUGUUUAAAAAUGUAUAUUUAUAAUAAUUAAUAUAUAUAUAUAUAUCCAUUGUAAUUGUACAAAAUGCAUUUCCCAGGAAAAAUUUAAGUUGCUGGCAAAAAUGUCUAAAUAAGAAAAAAAACAAGUGAAAAAGAUUCAGAUGCUGCAUAACUUUAAAAAAUCUGUAACAUUUUUUUGUUUAUAUAGCUGAUAAAAAUAGACUGACAAAUACUUUGCAAUUUCCCAUAUAGUUUUAAGCACUUUUAACGGAAAUGUAAAAAAUGUCUAUUACUCUGACUAACUUAAUUUUAUUAUGUAGCUUCAGAACUUAUAAAAUAUUAAAAUUUUUUAAUAACCUUUUUCCUUUCUUAUCAUAGUCUGAGAGUAAAUGUAAAUAAAAUUGCAUGCAUAGUCAUUUAAAAAAUAAUAUAUAAACUGUAUUUUCAGUUUGCAUUGGUGCAGUUAGUUAUUAUUGUUUAAUAGUAAUUUUUGUGUGUCCUCCACCUAGGUAAUUGGAUUGCAUUUGCACUACUCUUGACUCUGAGUCUAACAAGUUUGACAUGGAGUCAGUCAACAAACAACUGGUCUGAUAUUUUUCCUGUGUUAAACUGCUCAGGAAUUCAUUUUAACUCUUGCAGCCCGUGCGUCCCUGGAACUUUUGCAGAUAACAGUAAUGCUUUUUAAACAUAAAAUUUAUCACUGUAAAUAAUUAUUUAAUUUAAACAGGUUAGUUAUAAUUUGUAAAUCAUUUUUCUUUGUAUUUUAUCAUCAACACUGACAAGUGAAAGUUUGUUUUUUUUGUAUGAUUUUCUCUAAAUACAUCUUAAAACAGGUACAAUUUACUGCGGAUGCUGUUCACAACCCCAUUUAGGCCUGUGUACUAAUCUGACCAUGUGCUCUGCAUGUCCUGUUGGUGAAUAUCAGUCAAGCAUUGGAAAGCUCAGUUGUGACCUCUGUCCACAAGGAACAUCAACUGAGUAAGACAUUUUUAUAACUUAAUUUGAUUAAUUUUAAGUUUUUAAAUUAAUAUGCAGGUAUAAGUCAUUUAUAUUAUUAAAAUUCUUUAUCGUGAAAAAAUAAAUAUGUGUGAUAUGAACUUCAAAUUCAUGACAAUUUUUUGUUAUAAGGUGAAUUACAAAAAAAUGACAGUUUAAUAUUUUAACAACAGGAAUUGAUAAAUGCUUUAGUUACCAUUGACAUGUAAUUUGGCUCCUUUAUUCAAUAAUAAGCUGAAAAUAUAUUUUUUGUUGUAUUUUCACUUUAGAAAUCAAACAAGGUCUGUGAAUUGUACGGAAUGUGGACCGGGAUAUUUUGCUAAUGAAACAGGGUCAUCCACUUGCAUGUCUUGUGAUGCAGGUAUCUUCGUUCUCAAAUAUAUCCAAGAGCUUUUGUUUUUCUUGUUUAAAUUAUGAAGAUUUACUUAUAAAGUGAUCUUUUUAAAUUGUUAUUUUGGUUAAGGUAUAUGAUCGUCAAAAGAAUGAAUAAGAAAAUUACAAAAUAAGACACUUUCUAAAUAGUUUACAUGAAGGAAAUUUCACUGCAGAAUCACAUGUGGGACAUAAAAAUAAGAUAGAGUUUACUUUUGUCAUUGUAGGUGUUUCCUGAAAAGUUCUUUAGAUUAUAUGUUUUUCUCAAAGUAUUUCUGUAUUUUUUACGUUUAAGGCUUUUACCAACCUCAUUCCGGUAAGCCUGGCUGUCUAGCUUGUGAUAAAGGUUAUUACAACAAUGAGACCGGGCAGGUCAAUUGCACUGCUUGUGGAGAAGGCCACUAUCAACCUGAUACGGGAAAGUCAGACUGUCAGGCUUGCGGAAAAGGCCAUUAUCAGCCAGACCCAGGGAAGUCUGAUUGUCUUGGUUGUCCAGAAGGUUACCACAACAAUGAAACGGGCCAGGCCAACUGUACUGCUUGUGACACGGGAUAUUAUUGCAGGUGUGUGUCAAAAAGAGGUUUAUUUACCUUUUAAUUAUUUAUUGGAAACACAAAUGGCACUUAUGGAACUUAUGGCACUUAAAGAACAUAUGGCACUUAUGGAACAUUUGACACUUAUAGAAUAUAUGGCUCUUACAGAACAUAUGGCACUUAUGGAACAUUUGACACAUAUAGAAUAUAUGGCUCUUACAGAACAUAUGGCACUUAUGGAACAUUUGACACAUAUAGAAUAUAUGGCUCUUACAGAACAUAGGGCACUUAUGGAACAUAUGGCACUUACAGAACAUAUGGCACUUACAGAACAUAUGGCACUUACAGAACAUAUGGCACUUAUGGUUUUGAAAGCAAAACUUUUUGGAAAGUCGCUUUAAUUAAUUAAAAAACAUAAAAAUCAAAGCAACCCAUACUAAAGUAGAAUCAGUUUGGUAAGAUAUUGCUUGAACCUAUUGAAUAUUAACUUUCAGUAAAACAGAAUGUGAAGACUGUGUGCCAUGUCCAGCUGGUCACUACACUAACCAAACUGCCACGGCUUCUUGCUCUUCAUGCUGGAAAGGUUGCUAUAUAACUCAGAACUCAGUGUAUUUAUCUCUUAGGAAUUUUUUAUUUGGCAUUUGAAUACAACAUGAGGGAAGUGAUUUGUUAAAAUAUUUAUUUGUGGACCUGUACUAUCUUAUAACAUUUGUUAGCAAGGAUAACAUUUUGCCGCAAAAAUAAACUAAAUAGAUUUUCUAAAAAAUAAAUAUAAUAUUUUUUAUUAUGAAAAAAUAAAAUUCCUUACAAAAGCUAUGAAUUGAAUAUCAUGACAGGUUCACAUCAGCCUUUGCCAGGCAAAACAACGUGUGAGGAGUGUCCGGCAGGUUUUGAGGCCCAGUAAGUUUGACUCCGUCGUCACUGUCAUUUUAGAUAUUUUGUAAAAUUCAGCCUUAUCCACACAACACAUUUAGUUAAUAAUCAUGUUAUCCGAGCAACACGUUUAGUUAAUAAUCAUGUUAUCCGAGCAACACAUUUAGUUAAUAAUCAUGUUAUCCGAGCAACACGUUUAGUUAAUAAUCAUGUUAUCAGAGCAACACAUUUAGUUAAUAAUCAUGUUAUCCGAGCAACACGUUUAGUUAAUAAUCAUGUUAUCCGAGCAACACAUUUAGUUAAUAAUCAUGUUAUCCGAGCAACACGUUUAGUUAAUAAUCAUGUUAUCCGAGCAACACAUUUAGUUAAUAAUCAUGUUAUCCGAGCAACACGUUUAGUUAAUAAUCAUGUUAUCCGAGCGACACAUUUAGUUAAUAAUCAUGUUAUCCGAGCAACACGUUUAGUUAAUAAUCAUGUUAUCCGAGCAACACGUUUAGUUAAUAAUCAUGUUAUCCGAGCAACACAUUUAGUUAAUAAUCAUGUUAUCCGAGCAACACAGUUAGUUAAUAAUCAUGUUAUCCGAGCAACACAUUUAGUUAAUAAUCAUGUUAUCCGAGCAACACAUUUAGUUAAUAAUCGUUAUCCGAGCAACACGUUUAGUUAAUAACCAUGUUAUCCGAGCAACACAUUUAGUUGAUAAUCAUGUUAUCCGAGCAACACGUUUAGUUAAUAAUCAUGUUAUCCGAGCAACACAUUUAGUUAAUAAUCAUGUUAUCCGAGCAACACGUUUAGUUAAUAAUCAUGUUAUCCGAGCAACACGUUUAGUUAAUAAUCAUGUUAUCCGAGCAACACAUUUAGUUAAUAAUCAUGUUGUCCGAGCAAAACGUUUAGUUAAUAAUCAUGUUAUCCGAGCAACACGUUUAGCUAAUAAUCAUGUUAUCCACACAUCACAUUCAAUUGAUAGUCCUUUUAUCCACAUCAUAUUAGAUAACUUCAGAGUAGAAAAGAUUAUUAUACAAACAAAUGUAAACUUAUUGUGUUUCCAGGAGAAAUUCAUCAAUGUAUACAAACUUAUUUUUAAUGGAGAUCUAUAAAUGACCUCAUGCUAUUUUGGGAGAUUUUGGAGGGCCAACACACCGCCAUACUGUCACAAAUUUCCUAAAAAUUAGACACCUUCAUAAUACAUGGUCAGAAAUUUGUGACUCCACCACUGCGGCUAGAUGAGUGACAUCAUUUAUGGAUGGCCCCUAACUACAAAUAUUUUAAUGUAUCUAUAUGAUGUAAUGCUGUAUUCCUCCCUUUCCCAACUCCCUGCGCUAUCAAUCUGCAGACUUGUUUAAUCUUAUGAUUUUAGCAUACAAUGUAUGUUUUUAAGGUGUAUAAAUUAUAUAUAUUGUAUGUUUAUUUUUUACUAUUAAGAUAAUGUAUUGAAUGUUUUUGUGAUGACAUUGUACGAUUUUAAUAGUUGGAGGGUAAACAGGUCUGAAUCUGGAUCUUGUGUGUAUAAAAUUGUGCAAGCAAUCUGUAUCUUGUGUCUAUGAAAUAGUGAAUCCAAUCUGUAUUUUGUGGCUAGAAAGGAUAGGAAAUUUUCAGUUGUUAACUCUCUAACCAAAUGUUUUAUUAAUUACAUCAGUUUUGAAGCAGUUGAACUAGACAACUCUCUAACCAAAUUUUUUAUUCAUUGCAUCAGGUUUGAAGCGGCUGUGAAUUGCACUCCAUGUAACAAAGGAACAUUUAAAAAUGAGAGUGGAUUUGACAUCUGCCAGUCUUGCCCACCAGGUGAGUAAAAAACAACUAUCACCCCAUCUGUCCAGGUGACAUAUCUGGAAAGGGGACAUUUUUGGUCACAAAUAUUUACAUAACACAAGUAAUUAAAAAGAUAAAUAUUUGUGAAGAGACUUGUUAAUGCUCCAAACAUAAUAAAGAUAAUUUCAAAUAUUGGUGCAUGUCAAGUCAUUAGACCCAAAAAUGCCAUGACCCUUCUCUAAUCUCUCUAAUGUUUUGUGCAUACUGUUUAUCUAGGUUGAUGAAAUCAUUUGACAGUGUGCCAAACUGGUCUAAAUCUGAACCAUGACAAUAUCAUAAUAUUGAGUUCCUGGGAGUUCAUUAUGUUUUCACUAAUGGUGCUGUAUCUACAAUGACUUGUAUCUUCAGUGCAUGACCUAGGCAGAUGAUCUCUGUACUUGAGUGCAUGACUUAGUCAGAUGAUCUCAGUACUUGAGUGCACAGCCUAGGCAGAUGAUCUCAGUACUUUAGUGCAUGACCUAGGCAGAUGAUCUCAGUACUUGAGUGCAUGACUUAGUCAGAUGAUCUCAGUACUUGAGUGCACUGCCUAGGCAGAUGAUCUCAGUACAUGAGUGCAUGACUUAGGCAGAUGAUCUCAGUACUUGAGUGCAUGACAUAGGCAGAUGAUCUCAGUACUUGAGUGCAUGACUUAGGCAGAUGAUCUCAGUACUUGAGUGCAUGACUUAGGCAGAUGAUCUCAGUACAUGAGUGCAUGACUUAGGCAGAUGAUCUCAGUACUUGAGUGCAUGACUUAGGCAGAUGAUCUCAGUACUUGAGUGCACAAAUCUACUAGUGAUCUUACAAAUUUAGUUCAGAUCUACAAGUGGUCCUACAAGUUUAGUUCAGAUCUACUAUUGGUCAUCAUCCAUCAUUUACAGAGAACACUUAAGACAUAAUUAAUUGUUAACAUUUCUGAUCUUGUUGUUGAUGCUCAGUUAAAUAUUUUUAAACAUUGUGUAAACACCUAGUGUGUCCAUUGUACAGCACCUAGUGUGUCCAUUGUAAACACCUAGUGUGUCUGUUGUAAACACCUAGUGUGUCCAUUGUACAGCACCAAGUGUGUCCAUUGUAAACACCUAGUGUGUCUGUUGUAAACACCUAGUGUGUCCAUUGUACAGCACCUAGUGUGUCCAUUGCAAACACCUAGUGUGUCUGUUGUAAACACCAAGUGUGUCCAUUGUACAACACCUAGUGUGUCCAUUGAAAACACCUAGUGUGUCUGUAGUAAACACCUAGUGUGUCUGUUGUAAACACCUAGUGUGUCUGUUGUAAACACCUAGUGUGUCCAUCAUACAACACCUAGUGUGUCCAUUGUAAACACCUAGUGUGUCUGUUGUAAACACCAAGUGUGUCCAUUGUACAACACCUAGUGUGUCCAUUGAAAACACCUAGUGUGUCUGUAGUAAACACCUAGUGUGUCUGUUGUAAACACCUAGUGUGUCUGUUGUAAACACCUAGUGUGUCCAUCAUACAACACCUAGUGUGUCCAUUGUAAACACCUAGUGUGUCUGUUGUAAACACCAAGUGUGUCCAUUGUACAACACCUAGUGUGUCCAUUGAAAACACCUAGUGUGUCUGUAGUAAACACCUAGUGUGUCUGUUGUAAACACCUAGUGUGUCUGUUGUAAACACCUAGUGUGUCCAUCAUACAACACCUAGUGUGUCCAUUGUAAACACCUAGUGUGUCUGUUGUAAACACCUAUUGUGUCCAUUGUACAGCACCUAGUGUGUCCAUUGUAAACACCUAGUGUGUCUGUUGUAAACACCUAGUGUGUCCAUUGUACAGCACCUAGUGUGUCCAUUGUAAACACCUAGUGUGUCUGUUGUAAACACCUAGUGUGUCUGUUGUAAACACCAAGUGUGUCCAUUGUACAACACCUAGUGUAUCCAUUGAAAACACCUAGUGUGUCUGUAGUAAACACCUAGUGUGUCUGUUGUAAACACCUAGUGUGUCCAUUGUACAGCACCUAGUGUGUCUGUAGUAAACACCUAGUGUGUCUGUUGUAAACACCUAGUGUGUCUGUUGUAAACACCUAGUGUGUCCAUUGUACAACACCUAGUGUGUCCAUUGUAAACACCUACUGUGCCCAUUGUAAACACCUAGUGUGUCUAUUAUAAACACCUAGUGUGUCCAUUGUACAACACCUAGUGUGUCCAUUGUAAACAGUGUGUCCAUUGUAAACACCUAGUGUUUUCAUUGUAAACACCUAGUGUGUCCAUUGUAAACACCUAGUGUGUCUGUUGUAAACACCUAGUGUGUCCAUCAUACAACACCUAGUGUGUCCAUUGUAAACACCUAUUGUGUCUGUUGUAAACACCUAGUGUGUCUGUUGUAAACACCUAGUUUGUCCAUUGUACAACACCUAGUGUGUCCAUUGUAAACACCAAGUGUGUCCAUUGUAAACACUUAGUGUGUCCAUUGUAAACACCUAGUGUGUUCAUUGUAAACACCUAGUGUGUCCAUUGUACAACAUAUAGUGUGUCCAUUAUAAACACCUAGUGUGUCCAUUGUAAACACUUAGUGUGUCCAUAGUAAACACCUAGUGUGUCUGUUGUUAACACCUAGUGUGUCUGUUGUAAACACCUAGUGUGUCCAUUGUAAACACCUAGUGUGCCCGUUGUAAACACCUAGUGUGUCCAUUGUACAACACCUAGUGUGUCCAUUGUACAACACCUAGUAUGUCCAUUGUACAACACCUAGUGUGUCUGUUGUAAACACCUAGUUUGUCCAUUGUAAACACCUAGUGUGUCCGUUGUAAACACCUAGUGUGUCCAUUGUAAACACCUAGUGUGUCAGAGAUAAUCAUAAAAUUAUAAAACUAAUUGAUGAGCCAAGUUGUAAGAUAACAAGUUUGUAAUGCACUAUAAUCAGGAGGUGAGUGAUAGUGGUUUACUUGUCCUUGUAUCUAUGUAGGUACACAUUGCUAGCAUGGCAUUUAAAAAAUUUAUCAGUGAUAACAAUACAAAAGGAAACACUUUUAAUUAAUUUUUUUUUUUUCAUGUCCAUCUUUGAGUGGAUAAAUUGAAAUGAAAUAUCAAGUAAAAAUUAAAGCAGAACUUAGAAAUAAAUCAAGAAAGUGUCCAAUAGAUUUUUAGUAAAUAAUAAAUGGAGCUGGUGACUAACUGCAAUUGUGCUCUGAAAACUGUUGUACUUGCCCAUUCAAAACUGUUGUACUUUCCCAUUCAAAACUGUUGUACUUGCCCCUUCAAAACUGUUGUACUCGCCCAUUCAAAACUGUUGUACUUGCCCAUUCAAAACUGUUGUACUUGCCCAUUCAAAACUGUUGUACUUGCCCAUUCAAAACUGUUGUAUUUGCCCAUUCAAAACUGUUGUACUUGCCCAUUCAAAACUGUUGUACUUGCCCAUUCAAAACUGUUGUACUUGCCCAUUCAAAACUGUUGUACUUGCCCAUUCAAUGGCAAGAAAUGCCAUUUUGAUCAGGAUGUUUUGUGAAGACUUCUUAGUUCAAAAUAACCAGGGAUCUCAGCCAGAACAUUUACUCUUCUCAGGGAUCUCAGCCAGAACAUUUACUCUUCUCCAAAAUUAAUUAAAAUUUAUUUUUUAAAAUUUUGAAGCAUGUGUUCAGAUAUAUUUUCUGUUGAUCAUCUUUCUUGUGGGUAAAAGUCAAAGGUUGAAAACUUGCAUUAUCGAGCCGUGUUUCCCUUCUCUUCUUCUUUAUUUUGAGGGCCCACGAUCAAUGAAGUGAUCAUUCUGGCUCCUGUGUUUCAGAGGGGUUCUUGAUGUUACUGUGCAUGGGUUUCAAGGGGAUACUUCACGGGUUGCCAGGGCGACUCAGCAGUGGGGUUACGAACUGGGGGUUGGAAGCCAGGAGGCAUGAGACACAAAUGUGUUGAGUGUAGCUGCCUCAACUGUUGUUUUUGGAAGCUUGUUCCAGUCCCUUAUUGUCUUUGGCAGGAAUGAGGAGCUCCUGUACUGAGUUCUUGUUUUUUUUUAGCCGGAACUGCCUGUCGUGGCCUCGUCACUGUCUCAGGGGAAGAUGGAGGAGUUUCUGUUUGAUACCGGAGAAGUGGACCAGCCCAUUUUUUAUCUUGUACAACAGCGUUUCCCAAACUUUUAAGUUUCACAGACCGGUGAACAAGUUUCGAAACUGCACCAGAGACCGGUGCCAGAUUUAUUAAUUACAUUUUCUUUCUAUUUAAACAUCAAUAUUCAUGCUCUCUGGACCAGUAACGUAAGGCGUGCAGACCGGUGCUGGUCCACGGACCACCGUUUGGGGAAUGCUGUUGUACAAAAUGGUGAGCCUGGAUAGUCUUCGUUGUUCUUCCAAUGGUGACCAGCCCAGUUUUUCUAGUAUGCUGCAAACACUUGAGGUGUUUCUGUAGCGGUUCAGGAAAAAGCGUGCUGCCCGUCACUGGACCGCCUCCAACCUGUUGAUGCUUUUCUGGGUAAAUGGGUCCCAGACUGAAGAUGUGUCACAGAACGGUUGUUACGGAGGAGGGCUCCGGGCCUGACUUAUCACAAACUGUGUUGACUUAGUAGUGGUCAGUACAGGACCGCUCCUCUCUGUGAUUUAUAUUGUGGGUGUCUAGGCGUUGAGACAGAUAGAAGCACAAUGUAGACUUGGAUGAAAUCCAACAAAACAAACUCCAGGUGUCCAAUGAUAAAAUAGACUAUAUUUAUUUCUCAAAUAAACAGUUCUUCUGUAUUGUUCACUAACUGUCAGCUAUCUACGACUGUUUCUAAACUGUUUUAACUACAUCGUCUCCUAUGUUCCACUAGUCAACUCGUCUUCUGAUCUCUUGCGACUAUUCCCUAGCAACCGCUCAACUCUCUCGUAGCUCUUUUCUCUCUUCCUCAACUAACCCGUAGCUCUUCUCUAUCUUCCUCAACUCACUACUAUCAUGAAAAGUUCUGUCUUAUAUACCAUUCUCUACCUACCUUGGUGGUCUAGGAAUGCUGGCAAUUAACCCAUCCAUGCCCCCCUCAUUUCCGUUCAACACCAAAAUUGUCACGACAAGUCUGCAAAACCCGAGACAUAAUGUUUUGGAAAGAAACAUCCCCCUAUCUCCAAGAUGGGACAAUCUAUUGACCUUAAUUGACCCCUUAACAAUGGCGUCGCUAAACUAAAAUAACAGCAAAGUAUCUCAACAACAAUGGAGCUCUGUCCUGUACCUCAGCCCCAUUCAUUUGUGACAAGAUGCGUACUCUAAAAGCGGCCAGAUAAAGGCUUUAAUAAGCUUUUUCUUUCAUGCUUGAGGUGCCGAUCUUCAGAUUGUGCCUUAGGAACCCCAGGGUCUUGUUUGCCCGGUUGCACACAUUGUUAAUGUGCUCGCCCCAGCGAAUCUCUCUUUGAAUAGUAACAUCUAGGUACCUAACUGAGGAAACUGGCUCAAGAAUAUGGCCAUGCAAUUUGUAAGAGUGGUGUAGAGGGGACAUGCUUCUGGAGACUGACAGAGUCUGGCACUUGACGGAAUGAAAUUCCAUGUCCCAGCUCAUCUCCCACUCUGCUAACCGAUUGAGGUCCUGUUUAGCUGGUCCUGCUCAGAAUGGUUGGCGAUCGUCCUAUACACUGCCGUGUCGUCUGCGAACAGUCUUGCUUGGGAGGUCAGCUUCUCGGGCAGAUCAUUGAUAUAUGCUAGGAACAAACAGGGGCCUAGCACCGAGCCCUAGGGGACCCCUAACUUUACACCGACAAAGGAGGACGUUUUGCCAUCUACCACUACUGCCUGGCAUCGCUCGCUGAGGAAGCUAGAGAUCCAUCUUUUGGUAGUGCCUUGGAUCCCAUAUCUCUGCAGUUUGUAUAAUAGCAAGCUAUGGUUGACACGGUCAAACACCUUUGAGAGGUCCAGCAAAAGCACAUCAGUUUGCUUGCUGUUCUCCAAAUUGGUCAUCAAUUCUUCAACAAAUUCAAUGAGUUGGGUCUCACAUGAUCUGUUGACUUGGAAGCCAUGCUGACAGUCAUUGAGUAUAUUGUGUUUUUCAAGAUGAUUCAUAACUGCGCUUACGAUUAUGUGCUCCAAUAGUUUGCAUACUACGCUGGUGAGGGAUACACGGCGGUAGUUGGCAGGGUUGUAAUGCUCCCCUUUUUUUGUAGAUUGGAGUGACAUGCGCUGUUCUCCAGUCAGUUGGAACGUUGCCUGUGAAUAGCGACGAUUGGAAGAGGAUUGUCAGUGCAGGAGCGAUUUCAUUAACCAUUCUUUUAGCACUCGUGGUUUGAUGUUGUCAGGAUCAAAUGCCUUGUAGGGGUGAAUGGUUUUUAAGGAGUGCCAGUACACCCUUCUCUGAUAUCUGGAUAUCUUCCAUGGCGAGGAAGGCUGUGUUCAUCAUGUUGGUCUUCAGAAGGAACUCAACCUCUGAGUACUCUCUACCAUCACCAAAGACCGACUGGAACUGUUGAUUGAGUAUGUCCGCCUGUGCUUUGGGUUCGGAUGUCUGCUGGCCUUCCCAUCUCAGGGGGGAAAACCCCGGUGUUUGAUGACCUUUGGUGCUUGACGUAGCUCCAGAACCGCUUGUUCUUGACAAUCUUUUCUGUGCCAAGCACCAUGAUAUUUUUUACUGUUCCCCCACAUUCCCCUACAAAAGUAAAAGUGCAUUUUAAAAUUAGAAGGAAAAUGGACUAAACAAAAAAUAGAAUCUCAAAAAUUAAAGAAAAUUUCAAAAAUAAACUUCCAUUUGAUUACUUAAAGUAAAAAAUUCCUGAAUAAAUCCAAACAUUUAUGUUGUAAAUUAAAAGUAACUGGCCCCCCUAUUUCUUAUAUUAGAGAAAUACAGGGAUGAAUGCAUUCACGUUGAUAAAGCAAAAAAAAUAUACAAGGGGUAGAGGAAAACCUGAAGGACAAUACAAAAAAGUGGACGAUUUGGCCAAGAGACAGACAGACUUGGCUUAUAUUUGACUGGAAAGGGCAGAUAUAUUCAAUUACGAAAGUUUCCCAUGAAAUAAAAGAAUUUGCAUAUGAGAUUAACAGGAACAUAAAAGAUUAGAAAUAAAUAAAUAAGAUAAGAUAAGAUGCAAUGGAAAUUGAAGAUUACUAUAAAACAACAAGGGGAGGUAAAUGCCACCUCAGACGCCCUGGAGGUUCUAGCACCCCAGUUUAGCAGCCCUGAUAUAUUGCAAUUAUUCUUUACAUUAUUUUCAUAUAUUUUAUUGUUUCUUAUACUGUGAACUGAAACGCUGAUGUGAAUCUCUGUGAUCCCUGUAGGUUCUAACAGCAGCUUAUUGAACAGUACCUCCUGUGAACUGUGUCAUGCGGGCAGCUAUCAAGAUAGGUAUGGACAAGAACAAUGUGAGAAAUGUUCCAGGGGCACACAUUGCAAGUAAGUUAUCUUCUUCUGAUAUUUCAGAAAAACUGAAUUUCAUAUUUUUUCAUAAUCUUGCAUUAUGCUGGACUUUAGAUCCUCAUGGGAGCAUAGAAUGUUAUCUGAUGCUUCAAGGGAAUCUAAUACGUCAAUCCAACAAAGGCAUAUUAACUUAAGUCUCAAGAUUCUGAAAUAAACAUAAUUGAAUAGUUGUAAACAUAAUAUUGAAAGGCUGUAAACAUAAUAUUGAAUUGCUUUAAGCAUAAUGUUGAAUGGCUGUAAUCAUAAAUGGUGAAUGGCUGUAACUUUUAACAGAAUGUUGAAUGGCUGUAACCAUAAUGUUGAAUUGCUAUAAGCAUAAUGGUCAAUGGCUGUAACCAUAAUGUUGAAUUGCUAUAAGCAUAAUGUUGAAAGGUUGUAAUCAUAAAUGGUGAAUGGCUGUAACUUUUAACAGAAUGUUGAAUGGCUGUAACCAUAACGUUGAAUUGCUAUAAGCAUAAUGGUGAAUGGCUGUAACCAUAAUGUUAAAUGGUAGUCACUGAAUCUUGUUAUUUCCAGCACAACUGGCUGCGUAAUAUGUCAGCCAUGUGAAGCAGGACAAGAGGCACUUAUAAAUGGAGCAACAAACUGCACAUUAUGUCGACCAGGUUAGUUGACGAAAUCGUGAAGUUUUAUUAUUUACUUCAUGUUGAUAAAUAUAAUGUCAAUGUUAAUGUACAGGGUAUACCACAAUACUAAAUUUUAAUGAUCUAAAAUGUUAUAAAAUUCGGAGAAUCUCUCCUGAAGAAAAAACAAAUCAGGUACUUUUACCUCAAUGCCAUCAGCAGCAGAAAGUAAUCUGUAAUAUUUUAAAUACUUAUCACUGUUCAUUAUUAAAUUGAUUAAUUAAUUUCUUGGUUUGUGGAAAUGGUCUUUUGCCAAAAUGUCAAUUUCUUUGUUUCGUCUUUUGUACAAUUCUACAUUAUACUUUGAAUAUUUUAACCAUGAGACUCCAUAUCUCUUAUAAUUUUUAAAAAUAUUUCUUAAAGACUUAUGCACACUAAUUUUUAUGCACAAUUUUUUCACAUUAUGCAACAUUCAAAGCCAGUCAUUUUCUAACCAUAAAGUUAAAUUUGAAUUUAUGAAAUUUAAUACUGACCACUUGAGAGAAAAGUGUACCUACUUCAUAAUACCCUUAAAAAUUUUGACCAACUCAAAUCUGACAAUUUUUCAUAAUAAUCUAUUCCAUUUCUCUAUGUGCAGGAAUGUUUAAAAGUCAUGCUACUAGUUACCUAUGUCAAAAAUGUGACUCUGGCUGGUACACAGAUCAGUAUGGCUCUUUAGAUUGUACUCUGUGUCCCCGUGGCAGCUACUGCCCUGUGAGUUUCUCAUUCUUAAACCUAAUUUAUUUGAGCUGUUAGUUAUGCUCUAAACAUGCAUUCACAAAUUAUUUGUGAGAAAUAAGAAUGACAUUUUUAUACAAAGUUUAUUCAUGAAUUAUCUUUGAAAAGCUAAAACUAAUCCAAAUUGACAAGCCAGAUUUAUUGAACUGAGAACAGAUUUCCUAACUGACUUGUAGUGACUGAAUUAUUCCUAAUUGACCUGUAGUGACUAAAUUAUUUCUAAUUGAAUUGUGACAAAAUUAUUCCUAAUUUAAUUGUGACAAAAUUAUUCCUAAUUGACCUGUAGUGACUAAAUUAUUCCUAAUUGACCUUUAGUGACUGAAUUAUUUCUAAUUGACCUGUAGUGACAAAAUUAUUCCGAAUUGACCUGUAGUGACUGAAUUAUUUCUAAUUGACCUGUAGUGACUAAAUUAUUCCUAAUUGACCUGCAGUGACUGAAUUAUUCCUAAUUGACCUGCAGUGACUAAAUAUUUCUUAAUUGACCUGUAGUGACUAAAUAUUACCUGAAUGACAUGUAGUGACCAAACUAGUCCUACUUUCAUUUUCAACUUGCCAUCUUCGCACAUUAAGUAAUGCAGGCUAUUUAUUAUAAUUAUUCAAUGAGUUGUUCAGAGUGACAUUUUUCUGACAUUUUUCUGCCAUUUCCAGCAAACCGAUCACUCACCCUACAAUUGUCCUGCUGGAAGCUAUUGCCCACCUGGCUCUACAUCUCCAAAAUGGUGCAACACUCCGUUCUUUAAGAUUGACUCAACAUUAGAUGGUUGUGCUGCAACACCAGCAUUAAUUGGCCUGAUUGUUGGUGCUUGUGUUGGUAAGUGUGUGGCAUUUACAACUUUUAAACAGGACAAAUUGGAACUAAUAUAAUUUAUAAUAUUACAAUGAACUGAGCAGACGUGAAUAAAGUGCAUUGUUCCAAAGUAUGUCAAAUUUAAUUAUGUCAGAAUUAUUUAUAACAAAAUUAUAAACUUAAAACUUAGCUUUUCUUGUCCUAUUUAGCCUGUGGUCUAAUUUUUAAGUUAAAAUCAGUUAUUUCAACAGUUUCAAGGCAAAAAAUUUAGUAUUGUGUACCCACAGAUUAUCUACCAUUAUUAUUAUUCUAUUUAGUAAGCUAUUGAAAUCUUUUGGAACAAAAUCUUUUACUAACUUUAAGAAUUUAAUGGAAAAUUACAAAAAUACAAUUAUUUUUAUAAAACCUAAUAUAACAAGAGCGCAAAUUCUGAGGAGACCUGUCCUCAAGUACAGUAAUACUGGAUUGUUUCAGUACAUUGUAAAAAGGGGAGUGAUAGCAAUCAGGUCGGCAAAAAAAGUAAAUGAGUAAAAUAAAGUAUGGUCAAAACUGAAAAAAUGAACGCAACAAAACAAUGAGCGUUUCGGCAAGAAGCCUUCAUUGGCGAUUAAACAACAGAAAAAAUAGAAUAAAAUUAGAAAAAUGGCUCUUAGCUGAGAAGUUUCAUGUCCUAUCUCCUGUGUGCUGUCUCCCAUGUCCUGUCUCACAUGUCCUGUCUCCCAUGUUCUGCCACCUGUGUCCAAUAUCAUUUUUUUUAUAAUUAAAAAAAAAAGAACAAACUUUACCGUCUCAAAAUAAAUAUGAAUAUUUGUUUUUAUUUUUGACAGUGUUGUCAAUUGCUGUUGCAUUUAUAAUCUUCAAAGCUGCACGGCAUUACCGUAAAAGAAGCCAUACAAUAAGAAUUGAGACCACUGAAAGACAGCCAUUGACAGGUGGGGAAGAAAAUGCUCCUCCAGUGUACACUGGUUUGUAAUACCAAAUAGAGAUUGGGACAUUCCUGCUUACAGACUUAGUUUCAUGUUAAGAUAUUCUGUGCUGUGGUUGAACUUUUUCAUUAGCUAGAAGUACUCGAGUGGAGUUUUUAACUAAUUGGACUUGAGCGAUAUCAAGUGAUUGAUGGUGAUUAACAUGUAGUUGUGUCAAUUUAUUACUUAUAGUUAAAAUAAUGUUCAUAGACAAUAAAACUUUCCUUAUUAUUAAUAGUAUUAUAUUUGCAUAGUUAUCAUUAUUCCCUGCUUCAUUGUCUUAAACAUGAUUUUCACAUGUAACAUUAUUUGGCAAGUCUGUAAUUAAAAAUUUUGUGGAUAUCUUGAUUGCCAGUCUUCAAGAUUUGUUUUGUUAUUACAAUUACAUGCCAUAUUUUUUAUUUACCUUAUUUUCCCCCUGGAGGAUAAUAAAAUAAAAGUUGAAUAUUUCAUUUAUUUUGUUAAACUUGUACACCUUGUGGUCUUGAUAUCUGGUGGUUCAGAUAUUUCAAUAACACAGUCAAGCUAAUUAUUCAUCCAUUCACUUGCCCCGGUUGGCCGUUGCACUGUGUUUAUUAUAGAAAGCUAGUUCCACACUUCUACAUCAUUUGUUCAUAUUUUCUUUUUUUAAAAUGCAAAUCCAAAUCUUAACAAAGAGUUACUUUCAUUUUCUAUUUUGUGGCACAUAAAACAGUUUAAGGUUAUUUAACUUCAAUAGCUGUGCAGUGCUAACAAAGUAUGGAACAGUGUUUUUCCCCAUUUCAUUAAGACUGUUUUGUUUCAAUUGGCGCUGUACUGUUUUGUUUCAAUUGGCGCUGUACUGUUUUGUUUCAAUUGGCGCUGUACUGUUUUGUUUCAAUUGGUGCUGUACUGUUUUGUUUGAUUGGCGCUGUACUGUUUUGUUUCGAUUGGCGCUGUACUGUUUUGUUUCGAUUGGCGCUGUACUGUUUUGAAAAAUAAAUAAAGGUUAAAAAUGUCUUUAACUUUAGUUAUGAAGAUGUGUUUAAAAAUGGUGCUUUAUGAGUCUUUCAGCUUUAUUGCAGUUGAUGAGCAUGAUUUAAAACUGGUUAAAUUAUUUUCUCAUUUAAAAAGAAUGUAGUAUCUGCAGUUAAAAUUAUUCUUAUAAAUGUACAAUGGAAGAGGUUUCUUUGAGAUUCAAGAUACCGCAUAUGUUGUAAUUAUUUGAUGGAUCUGUAUAAUAAAAAAUAAUAUCAGAUCACUUGUACAGAUAGGAGUUAGCCUUUAAGUAUGCAUUCCUUUUACCGGUAUCUAUAUUUCUCUCAUCUGAGCUGAAGCUGUUUUAUUAUAAUGCAAUACAGUGUGUGAUUAAUUAUGCCAUGUAAUAUUUUAGUGCCUUUAACUCGAUGCAUUUAUCCGCGUGGUCUCAACGGCACUUACAUGGCUAGUCUACAUUCUCUCCUAUUUUGUUAUAAUUAAACUAUUAAUCUUAAGGUGUAGAAAUUGUUUUCUCUGUUCUUUGUUUUAUCACAACAGACCCAAGUCAGUCGUGUUUUAAAAUGUCACAUCUAAAACUGUGAUACCUUAGACCAAAAUUAAAACCUGAUCACUGAAAACUUCAAGUUUUCUGUACAAAAAAUUAGUUGAAAAAUAUUUUACUCUUCAGCAACCCAUUUACAUUUCAUUCACAAAUAUUUCUAACAUUGUUUUUUUCGGAACAACGAUUUUUUUACACAAUCACGUGUACAUUUUAUCAUCGAAGUGGCUAUUCGUACCCAGGAACCAGAAGUGAGAGGUUGGGAUUAAAACCAACUGAAAAUAUUAUUGUUGGGGUUGUAGGACAAAAAGAGGAAUCAAAUGAAAGAAAAUUGAAUGGACUAUAUGUUUGUAAACUUAAUUCUGCAGUUUAAAAUGGACCCAAGCAUGCAGCGCCGCCAUUCGCACCUGGGUACCAUUAGACCCAUUGCUAUUUGGAUGUCAUUUGUGGUAGUUUAUUUAAUUGAACUGGAGAAGUAGGUUUACAAACAUAUAGUCCAUUUAAUUAUCUUUCAUUUCAUACCUCAUUUUGUCUUACAAACCCAACAAUAUUUUAAAUAAUUUUUUUAGUCCCAACCUCUCACUUCUGGUUCCCGGGUACGAAUAGUCACAGCCUUUUUUCAUAAUUUUUGAGUUUUUAAUUCUUCUCUAUGCUAUUUCUAAAAUACUUCACUGGAAUUUUUGUUUUCUGAGAUAGAUGUUGAUUUGAAAAGCUACAAGUGAAUCAAUGUCUUAGUGUUAGGUAAGGAGUAGUUGGUGUAAGUGGUGGGUCAAAUCUUAGUGUUGGGUUAAAUGAAGCAAAAUAUUCAAUCCAUGUUGACAGUGUGCCAUAUGGUAUUAAUGAUGUAUUACUGUCACAUGUUCUUAGCGAUGUAUUGCUGUCGUAUGUUAUCAGUGAUGUAUUACUGUCAUAUGUUCUUCUAAGUGAUGUAUUGCUCAUAAAUAAGUUAUUUGUAGAAUGCAUCUGUAUGGACAAACAAUACUCAAAAUGUAAUUUCUGCUCAUUUUCAGUGAUCAUGGAUCAACUCAUUUGUUGUAUAAAAUGAUAGAUUCAUUUUCAAACUAUGGUUGUUUCUGUCUUUUUUUUUUUUUAAAUAAAUAUUCUUUCAUGCUUAUUAAAUACUUAAAACAAGGAUUUUUGAACAAACUUGAUUAAAUUAUUGACACAAAGAACUAAGUUUAUUUCCUCAAGUUUAGGGAUGAAAGAAUGAGGUGACUUUUGUAUACUGUAGACAUGACAGUUGUUGAAUAUGUAUAUAGCAAUUCCGAUCUUAGGUCAGACUAAACAUUUAAAAUAUAGUAAACAAAUUGGACCAUCGUUAUUAUUGAUUGGAAUCUUAUAUUAUUUAUUCCCCAGAUGAAUUCAUGUUUUUUAAAUUAAAAAUUUUGUGUUAUAAAUAUCACUGUUAAUGUAAGCUUCCAUUAGAUAGAUACUAUUUUAGAUUUUUUGGUAAGGAAAAUUAGAAAUGGACCAAGUCAAAAAUGUUUUCUUUCAUUAUUUCAAAUGACAAGGAACACAGAGAUGAAAGAAUAUUUGCAUGUUUUUUUAUUAUGAGCAUACACAUCUUUUUCACUCUGAUGCACAACUAUUCCUAUGUUCAACCUAAACAGAAUUGAAAUGAGGACACAAAAUUUUGGUCUCACCAGCUUGGUUUAUUGAGGUCAUAUAUACAAACAAUAAUAAAAUUAACAGAUCAGAGGAAUAUUUGUUAUCUAUUUUGUUUCCCCAGGAGAUUUUAAAUGAAAUUCAACCAAAAUAAAAUCAAUAAAUUCACACUAACUAAUGAUGAAUGUCAAUGACAUAUGGGAGGCAGGGAUAUAUUAUACUUCCCACACUACUCCUAGUAUCUUAACUAAU